CUCCCACCGAGCGCGUGGGCCGUCGCCGCUCCGGCCUUGGAGCUCCUGGGCGGGCAGUGCCGGUAGGCCCUGCCCCAAGGACACCGGUGGAAGAAUACAUGUUCACUUUUAGUGAACAAGAGCAUGUUCCCAAACUCAAUUUUGGGUCGCCCACCUUUCACUCCAAACCAUCAACAACAUAACUUCUUUGCCCUAUCACCAACUCUUUAUUCACACCAGCAGCUUAUAGAUGCACAGUUCAACUUUCAGAAUGCAGACUUGUCUAGAGCUGUGUCAUUACAGCAGUUGACAUAUGGAAAUGUCAGUCCAAUUUCCCCAUUAUUUCGAGGAAGGAAGAGAUUAAGCGAUGAAAAAAACCUUCCUCUUGACGGUAAACGGCAACGUUUCCAUUCACCCCACCAAGAGCCAACUAUAAUUAACCACAUAGUGCCUUUAUCAGGUGAUAGAAGAUACUCAAUGCCUCCAUUGUUUCAUACAAACUAUGUACCAGAUAUAGUCAGAGGUGUUCCACCUUUUCGAGAAAUACCAAUUUUAGAACCUAGAGAAAUCACACUGCCUGAGGCCAAAGAUAAGUUGAGUCAGCAGAUACUGGAGUUAUUUGAAGCAUGUCAGCAGCAAGUAAGUGAUUUAAAGAAGAAAGAACUCUGUAGAGCACAGCUGCAGAGAGAAAUUCAGCAAUUAUUUCCACAAAGCAGACUUUUUUUGGUUGGGUCCUCUUUAAAUGGAUUUGGUACCCGGAGCAGUGAUGGUGAUUUAUGUCUAGUUGUUAAAGAUGAACCAUGUUUUUUUCAGGUAAAUCAGAAGACUGAAGCACGGCAUAUACUCACCUUAGUCCAUAAACACUUCUGUACUAGACUUUCUGGCUACAUUGAGAGACCUCAGCUGAUUCGAGCAAAAGUGCCAAUUGUGAAGUUCAGGGAUAAAGUCAGUUGUGUGGAAUUCGACUUGAAUGUAAACAAUAUUGUUGGAAUAAGAAACACAUUCCUUCUCCGAACUUAUGCAUAUCUUGAGAAUCGAGUUCGUCCGUUAGUACUGGUGAUUAAGAAGUGGGCAAGUCACCAUGAUAUAAAUGAUGCCAGUCGUGGUACUUUAAGCAGCUAUAGUCUUGUGUUGAUGGUUUUGCACUACUUACAAACCUUACCUGAACCCAUCCUUCCAUCCAUCCAAAAAAUAUACCCAGAAUCUUUUAGUCCUGCUAUACAAUUGCACCUUGUACAUCAAGUUCCAUGUAAUGUUCCUCCUUACCUCUCAAAGAAUGAAUCAAAUCUUGGGGACCUCUUACUGGGCUUUCUUAAGUAUUAUGCUACGGAAUUUGACUGGAACAGUCAAAUGAUUUCAGUUCGUGAAGCCAAAGCCAUUCCCAGGCCUGAUGGUAUUGAAUGGAGAAAUAAAUACAUCUGUGUAGAAGAACCUUUUGAUGGAACAAAUACUGCCAGAGCUGUGCAUGAAAAGCAGAAGUUUGACAUGAUAAAGGAUCAAUUUUUAAAGUCAUGGCACAGAUUGAGAGACAAAAAAGAUUUGAACAGUAUACUACCUUUAAGAGCUGCUGUCCUGAAAAGAUGACUGGCCUCUAUUACUUAAUAAAUUCUUCUGAUAAAUAAAGAACAAUAGUAAUACCAUAAUGCAUUUUGUUUACCUCCAUCAUAGUUUCUUUUCAUUGUUCUUGUUUUCAUGUUUUAUUUUUAAAAGGACAUACUUAUAUAAAGAUUGCAUAUUUUAUUAUAACAUUUCCUAAUAAAACCCUUGGAUUUAAAGAUGUAUUUUUGAAAAUGUUUACAUUGAUGAUUAGUGAUAUUAUGGCAUGAAUUUUCAGGUGAUCAGAUAAAAUAUUUUUUGGGAGACUACCUGAACAAGUAAAAGGUUUUUGAUAUAACUUCAGUUAAUUGUACCACAUGCUAAUACUGAAAAGAUUUGUGGAAUUUUGGAAAGUAUAAUCUACAGUAGAUAGUUUAUUGCCUGUCCUAGUAAAGUGAAGAGUCAAGUCAGUUAUUCAGUUACUUGAAGCAAAAUGAAAUCUUUUAUUUCAAUGAAAUCACUGCAGAGGCAUGAAAUAUUGGACAGUUGCCUUAAGUCUUCGCUUGAUUCCAGGAUAGAGGCUGUACGUGUGUCUGUAUUAGCAUUUCAUUAGUACCUCAGAUGCUUUUGAUGUACUCGAGAUUGCUUUCAAUUUUUUGUGACAACAGUACAUUUUGCACUGUAGUAAUAUGAGCGCUAACUCUGUAUUGAACAGCAGUUAGUGAAUUGUUUUUAAAAAAUCAAUUCAUUGUAGACAUUUUGAAAAGAUCAAGUCCCCUAUGCUUUAUGGUAGCUUAGUGCAAUAUGCAUUUUAGCUUUACUUCCCAUUUUGUGCUUUUAUUUUCCAUGUGACAUGUAACAACAGAAACGGAAAGCUCAAAGUUGAGAUUAUAACCUAUUGAUCAUAUCAGAUUUUUUUCUGUGUGCAAUUACAGGAUUGUAAUCAACUGGAAUUUUUAGGCAGUAAGUCCCUAAUGAAAUGUUUUAGGGUAAGACAAAAUCAUUAUAAAUAAAAGCUUAAUGUUUGUAAAGAUACUUUUUUAGUGUUUCUUUUUCACAUGAAGAAGUAUUGGUGGCUGCUGAAAAAGCUACAGUGUUUAUUAAGGUUGUUUGGGUUUGUGUAAAUAUUUGUAAAGUGGUUAAUGCCUGUACAUUUAAAUAUGAAAAGUAAUCUUGGAAAUAGUUUUAACUUUUUCAAAAGGACUCUGUACAACUUCUUUUAGACCUGCUGUAGCACAGUUUGUACCUCUAAUAUAUUUGGGGGUUUUGUUUUGUUUUGUUUUGUUUUGUUUUUGGCAGACGAAUCCAAAUGCUAAGACUUGCUUUUCUUUGACUUGUAAAAGGUGCAUAUUUUCAUUUUCUUCUUUAAGUUUAAAGUUUUGUAUUAUGUCAAAUGCAAUAAAGUUUAUAUAUGGAAAUUGUU
Eptesicus fuscus (big brown bat) is the source of this 2938-nucleotide messenger RNA. RefSeq names its product terminal nucleotidyltransferase 2 (gene TENT2). Gene Ontology annotation, molecular function: poly(A) RNA polymerase activity. The record is from RefSeq and is a predicted model, not a curated record. The transcript has 15 exons. NCBI's taxonomy places the organism in Eukaryota, Metazoa, Chordata, Mammalia, Chiroptera, Vespertilionidae. Gene Ontology annotation, cellular component: cytosol. The coding region runs from base 124 to 1563 and encodes 479 amino acids.